AUCGGCGUUGGAAAAAAAGUUGGCCGACCAUUUUUCAGAGAGCACCAGAAAACCCGGCCAGGCCCUCUGUCGCCGGCCACGUCCCCAACCGCCAUCAUGUCGUCGUCCUUCUUCACCACCCCGGCCUCGCUGCGCAAACGAAAGCGCUCUGACGCCCCCGCCACGGCUCCCAAACGGCGCAACACUGACACCAGCGCCCGCCGCGCCGCGCGCGAAGACUCUAUCAGUGGCAGCGAUGUAUCUGACGAUGACGGCGAGCCCUUCUUUGACGACGGCGACGACAGUGACUCGGAAACCUCAGAGGAUGAGAAUGAGACAGCCGCCGAGAAGCGCCUCCGCCUGGCAGAGCGCUAUCUCGACAACAUCCGCAACGAGGUCGAGCAAGAAGUGGGCUUCGACGCCGAGCAGAUUGACAAGGACCUCAUCGCCGAAAGACUGAAAGAGGACGUCGCAGAGGGCAAAGGAAAAAUCUACCGCUCAAUUGCCGACCAGCUCGACUUUGAGCGCGCAUCGCAUGCCGCCGCCUCCUCGGGCCUGCAAAAAGCCAUAACAGGCUGUGCCGUCAAGCUGCCCCACGCAUGGACAAUCAGCAAAGACCUGGUCGUCGAGAAGUGGGAGAUUGCCGACCCAAAGUCAUACGCCCCAGACGCCACCCGUCCGUCCAACAUCACGCCGCGCAGGACACCCAAGAGAAUGCUUUGGCGCAAAGGGAACAAGAACAAAAAGGGCGACAGAGCCUACCUGGGCCACACUGGCGAGAUUGUGUCCAUUGCAAUCUCUGAUUCGGGAAAAUACCUAGCCACUGGCGACAUGCACGCACGCUUGAUCAUUUGGGACGCCGACACCCUCACGCCUCGCCACCUGUUUACUCGCCAUCGCGAUGCUGUCCUCUCCCUGUCCUUCCGACGAGGAACCGAACAACUCUUUUCUGGAGGAGCAGACCGCGCCGUCAUCGUUUGGAGUGCUCCAGAAUCCGCAUACAUUGAGACGCUUGUGGGACACCAAGACUCGGUCAUUGGUAUCGCCGGUGGGCUUGAGCUCAAUCAAGAGACUUGCGUCAGUGUAGGCGCCCGGGACCGCACUGCGCGUCUGUGGAGGGUCGUCGAGGAGAAUCAACUGGUCUUUCACGGUGGUGGCACGGCACGACAAAAGGGCAUGGACAAACUGCGCAAAGGCCGCUUUGGCAAGAACGUUGACGGAGACGACGCCAAAGACGACAUGGUCAAUGGCACGCACCAAGAUGAUGGCGAUGCGCCCAUUGCCUACGCAGAAGGCUCGAUUGACUGUGUUGCGCUCCUCGACGCCAGCUUGUUUGUUACAGCAUCGGAUAAUGGCGCCCUUUCGCUGUGGUCGAUCAACAGGAAGAAACCUCUCUUCACCUAUCCGCUUACUCACGGUCGGGACCCGCCACUUUCGCCCGAGGAAAUGUCAGCCAACCAUGAUGCCACCACGUCGGCUCGCCUAGGACCGCGUCUGGCACGAUAUGUCACCGCGCUUGCUACAGUGCCCUUCGCCAACCUUGUCCUUACAGCAAGCUGGGACGGCUGGAUACGUGCUUGGAAAAUCGCCGACGACAAGAAGAGCAUCGAGCCCCUUGGCAAGGUCGGACACGUGCCUCUAGAAGAAGAGGGCCAAACCAUGAACGGCAAUAGCGAGCAUGGUCCCAUCUUGAUUCGGGGUAUUGUAAAUGGACUUUCGAUCCAAGAAAGAGGAGACAGGGGCAAAGAUGGACUAUGUGUCGUAGCAGCCGUAGGCAAGGAGCCCAGGCUAGCUCGAUGGAUGUCAGGAAAAGUCAAAAAUGGCAUCUACGUUUUCGAAGUGCCGCGCAAAAUACUGGCCAAUGGCGCUGCUGACAACGACGACGAGAGCGAGGAUGAGGCGUAAUUGCAAUGAAGAGAAAAAAAGCAUUCUUGCAUUGCCAGGCGUUUUGUAAAUGCAUUUCAUACUAGAUACCAAUCUCAUUCUGUGCUCUUGGGCGACUCCACCC
Molecule: messenger RNA, 1987 nt
Organism: Exserohilum turcica Et28A
Lineage: Eukaryota; Fungi; Ascomycota; Dothideomycetes; Pleosporales; Pleosporaceae
Exons: 1
Coding region: 97-1884 (595 amino acids)
Cellular component (GO): small-subunit processome
Molecular function (GO): snoRNA binding; protein binding
Source: RefSeq, a predicted model, not a curated record